Messenger RNA from Paramecium octaurelia, 449 nucleotides. NCBI's taxonomy places the organism in Eukaryota, Ciliophora, Oligohymenophorea, Peniculida, Parameciidae. The record is from the annotation of a GenBank genome assembly.
CAAAAAACUUUUUAUCAAAUUUAAUGUCUCUCACAAAAGUACCCAUAAAUGACAAUGAAUAUAAAUAAUCAGGGUCUCCGUUUCAUCAAAACGAAGGUCCUUUGCUUCCGAAGAGGGAGUAUAAAAUGAUAUCGAAGGAGAAAAAGACUUAGCUGAUCCGAACUGUUCUUCUCUAGAAAUGCAAAAUUAAAAGAGUACUAUAUUAAUAUAUUCCUUUUAGAUUGCUAAGGAUCUUAACAUCAAUUAUGCUACCGCUAAAACCAUACUACAUAAUUACAGGAAAAAAAAUAUUCAAUUCGACCAAAAAGAACAUCUUUAAUAGGUGUCCUACUCAAGCACCAGAAAAUUCUCAAAAUUGAAUCUCAAAAUAAUUCUUAACGAUAAAGUAGUAAAGGAACAGGAGUAUGUGUUGCCAACAAUUUGAAAAAAUAUACACAUUUAUUAUUUAU